Messenger RNA from Sphenostylis stenocarpa, 4467 nucleotides. NCBI's taxonomy places the organism in Eukaryota, Viridiplantae, Streptophyta, Magnoliopsida, Fabales, Fabaceae. The record is from the annotation of a GenBank genome assembly.
AUGGGGAGUAAGGUCAGCGACCACCACUUGUCCACAAUCCGAUCCAUUGUCGGUUCCGAAUUCUCAGACAUGGAAAUCAUCAGAGCCCUCCAUAUGGCCAAAAACGACAUCACUGGGGCCAUCAACAUCAUUUUCGACGCUCACACCGUCCCAAGAUUCAAUCCCACGCCCCCCAACAAUGCACGUUCAGUUUCGCCUCUAAAACCCUCUCCUCCUACUCCAAUUGUCACCAAGCCUAGCUUCAGUGAACCACCAAGUGAUGAUAACAGCGAUUAUUGGUGGUUAGUGAGUUGCGGCGAAGUAACUGGUUUAUCCACAUGUAAAGGGAGAAUUAUAAGUUCCGGCGAGAGGGUGAUUUUCAAGUUUCCAACGAAGAAACUCUCCUCUUCGCCCUCUCCGGGGAGGGGUUUUGGACGGGCUGCGAAGUGUUCGGAGAUAGUUCGGUUCUCCACUGAACAAGCUGGGGAGGUUGUGUGGGUCUUGAUUGGGAGAAUACCGAACGAAUGGGCUCGGUGUCUUUUGCCUCUGGUGCGGGAUCAUAAGGUUAGGAUUGAGGGGCAGUGUAAAUUGGCUCCUCAAGUUUUGGGCAUUAUGGACUCUAUUAUUUUGUCAGUGAGUGUAUUUAUCAAUAGUUCAAUGUUUGGUAAGCAUCACCAGGUUUCUCUCAAGGAUGCUGCCAACUCGACUGAUGAAUCAGUUUUUCAUCCGCUACCAACCCUGUUUCGGUUGCUGGGUUUAAAUCCUUUUAAAAAGCUUUUGUUGUUGGAUAAGGCAGAGUUAACUCCAGGUGAUUUCUACUCCAACAAGCGUCCUCUCAGUGAAAGGGUAACAUUAUUACAUGCCAAGUGUGAGCAUCCUUCUCAAAAUGGUCAUGAGAAUGACAAUGAAGAUUCUAUUUCUGAGAUUGAUGUUGAGAACAUUGUUGGUGUUGAAUCAAGUGCAGAAUUAGAGGAAAUGGACCCUCCUGUUAAUCUUCUGUGUGAUCUGCGGCCCUAUCAAAAGCAGGCACUUUACUGGAUGAUCCAGAUGGAGAAGGGACAAUGUAUGGAUGAGACAGCAACAACCCUCCAUCCAUGUUGGGAGGCAUAUCGUCUGGUUGACAAGAGGGAGCUUGUUAUUUACUUGAAUGCAUUUUCUGGUGAAGCCACAACUGAAUUUCCCAGCACCCUUCAAAUGGCUAGAGGAGGAAUUUUGGCAGAUGCUAUGGGGCUUGGAAAGACCAUCAUGACCAUAUCCCUUCUCGUUGCCCAUUCAGGAAAGGGUGAAUCAAUAGGUAGUCAACCCAUAACCAAGUCCUUUACUGAAGGUGUUGAAGGUAGCGAUACAAUGACCAAUUUUUCCAACAUACCUAAAAAGGCAACCAAAUUGUCUGGUUUUGAUAAAACGACAAAGCAAAAAAAUUCUCUAACAAGUGGUGGCAACUUGAUAAUAUGUCCCAUGACUCUACUUGGGCAAUGGAAGGCAGAGAUUGAAACUCAUGUGCACCCUGGGUCUCUGUCUCUUUAUGUCCACUAUGGACAAUGUAGGCCAAAAGAUGCAAAAAGUCUCGUUCAAAGUGAUGUUGUAAUUACUACAUAUGGAAUUUUGGCCUCUGAAUUUUCCAGUGAGGUAGUUGAAACCAGUAUACUAUCUCUGAAUGCAGAUGAUAACAGUGGACUCUUCUCAAUUCGGUGGUUUAGAGUGGUUCUUGAUGAAGCACAUACCAUAAAAUCUUCGAAAAGCCAAGUUUCUGUUGCAACUGCUGCCCUAAUUGCUGACAGACGUUGGUGUCUAACAGGCACUCCAAUUCAGAACAGCCUUGAAGAUAUUUACAGUCUUCUGCGGUUUCUGAGAAUAGAGCCUUGGGGUCAUUGGGCCUGGUGGAACAAACUAAUUCAGAAACCAUUUGAGGGUGGUGAUGAAAGAGGGCUCAAGUUAGUUCAAUCAAUUUUAAAGCCAAUCAUGUUGAGGAGAACCAAAUAUAGCACAGAUCGAGAGGGAAAGCCCAUUCUUGUUCUGCCUCCGGCUGAUAUGCAGGUAAUUUACUGUGAACAAACAGAAGCUGAAAAGGACUUCUACGAAGCUCUAUUCAAAAGAUCUAAGGUAAAAUUUGACCAGUUCGUUGAGCAAGGACGAGUUCUUCAUAAUUAUGCUUCAAUAUUGGAGUUACUUUUACGCCUUCGGCAGUGUUGUGAUCAUCCAUUUCUUGUAAUGAGUCGAGGUGAUACUCAAGAAUUUGGGGAUCUAAACAAACUAGCUAAGCGCUUCCUUAGAGGAACAUAUAAUGCUUUAGAUGGCGAAGUAAAAGAUGCACCUUCACGGGCUUAUGUUGAAGAAGUUGUGGAAGAGCUACGGAAAGGGGAGCAAGGAGAGUGUCCAAUAUGCCUUGAAGCAUUUGAAGAUGCAGUGUUGACACCGUGUGCUCAUCGCAUGUGCCGGGAAUGCCUCUUGGCAAGUUUGAGAAAUGCUACUUCUGGCUUAUGUCCUGUUUGUAGGAAAGCAGUCAGCAGGCAGGAUCUUAUCACAGCCCCUACUGAGAAUCGGUUUCAGGUGGAUAUUGAGAAGAACUGGGUAGAGUCGUGCAAGGUAACUUUUCUUUUGGAUGAACUUAAAAAUCUCCGCUCAGCAGGCACCAAAAGCAUUGUUUUCAGCCAGUGGACUGCUUUCCUGGAUCUAUUGCAGAUCCCCUUCACUCGGAAUAACAUUUCAUUUGUUCGUCUUGAUGGGACUCUGAAUCUUCAGCAGCGGGAGAAAGUAAUCAAGCAAUUUUCAGAAGACAGCUCCACUCUGGUGUUGUUAAUGUCACUAAAAGCUGGUGGAGUGGGUAUAAAUCUAACUGCAGCUUCUAAUGCCUUUGUCAUGGUAUGUGCAAAUGACCCAUGGUGGAAUCCGGCUGUUGAGGAACAAGCUGUUAUGCGUAUUCAUCGCAUUGGACAAACAAAGAAGGUGGCCAUUAAACGUUUUAUUGUAAAGGGGACCGUUGAGGAGAGAAUGGAAGCAGUACAAGCACGUAAACAACGAAUGAUUUCUGGUGCCUUGACUGAUCAAGAAGUUCGUAGUGCACGAAUUGAGGAGAAAAACAGACACAUUACAGUUCGCAUUGUCACAGUAUCAUCAGUUUCUUUAUGCAAUCGCAAUAUGGCCGAGGGAUGUCAAUCCCAGGACAAACACCCUGCAUCGGAUGCAGAGCAAAGAGUGAAGAAGAGGGGUAGGCCUCCAUUGCUGCUUUCAUAUUCUUCUGUCAAGAGCAGAGGCCGAGGACGUCCUCCUAGUUUUACCGGACCUUUACCAACACAAGUUUCUAACGUUGAUUUGUGUUAUCGUCUUGUGGAUGAGCAGUUAAAAGGGUCUUGCAAGAAUUGCAUGCAGAUUAAUAGUCUGCAUUUGAUAGAAUACUACAAAGGAGGUGAUCCAUUUGAUAAAGACUUGGCAGCAAAGGUAUUAAAAUUUGCUAAAACAUGCUGUCAAACUGUUUGCGUACUUUCUGCUGUGGGUACCUUAUCAAGCGUUGUCCUUCGCAAGCCCGGUAAUCCAAGCACUCAUACUGUGAAAUGGGAGGGGCGCUUUGAUAUUUUGUCACUGUCUGGAACAUAUACCUUCAUCCCUGGUCAGGAUGAUGCAAAUGACGUACAUAACUGGUUGAACAUUUCACUAGCUAAGUGUAAUGGAAGUGUUUUUGGAGGUUCCGUUGUGGGUCCAAUGAUUGUGGCUGCCCCUGUUAGUCUAAUUCUUGCAAGUUUCAAGCUAAAGAGUAUGGAAAAUAUUAGAAGGCUCACAGCUCAGUCUACUGCUGCUGUUGCUUCUUCUGCUGCUGCUCCUGUUGCUUUUUCUUCCGCUGCUGCUCCUGUUGUUUUUUCUUCCGCUGCUGCUGCUAUUGCUUCUUCUUCUGCUGCUGCUACUUCUUCUUCUUCUGCUGCUGCUUCAUCUUCAGCUGCUGCUGCAGAUUUGUCCAGUCAUAAGGACGCAGAUACAGAAGCGGAUUCCGAUGAAUAUCUAUUGCUAGAUAGCAAAAAGAGUUGUGGUUCUCCAACAUCUGAACUUUUAGCAGAAACUGAUAAACCAUCAGAAGAGUGUGUCACUCUUAAAACAACUGAUAAACCAUCAGAGAGUGACACUUCUACCAUGAGAGAGCACACAGCUGGGUCUUCUCCUGUUGCAGAUUAUUCCACUUGUUUGGAUAUAGAUUUAGAAAAGGUUGCCUAUGCAAAUCCAUGUGAAGAAGGAGGCAAACAGAGUGGCUGUUCACCAACAUCUGGACUUUUACCAACAACUGAUGAAGCACCAGAGAAUGUCACUCCUAAAACAACUGAUAACCCACAGAACAAAGUAAGUUCUGAAACAACUGAUAAAUCCCCAGAGAAUGACACUUUUGCAUCAACUAGUAAAUCACCAGGGAAUGUCGUUGCAUCAACACCUGAUACAUUUCCCGUGAUGGUCUGCCCCAUCAGCCAAACAUCACCCGAUAUUCCUGAGAGUCCUCAGAUAUAA